GGGGAUCUUGUGUACCAAUACACUCCCGGGGAGCCUCUGCUGAUAAUCAACUCGGCGAAAGUUGCCGACGACUUGCUGGAGAAGCGUGGGGCAAUCUAUUCCUCAAGACCAAUGCGAACGAUGAUUGCGAAAAUGGGCUGGGAAUGGUCGUUUGCGGCAAUGAAAUACGGAAGUGACUGGAGAAAGCAUCGAGCACUGUUCCAGAAAUAUUUUCAUUCGCGUGCAGCGCCUCGUUAUGAACCGAUCCAAAUCAUGGAAGCGCACACACUCCUCCGUAAUUUAAGCCACAACCCUAAUAAUUUCGAGCAUUACUUGCAAAGGAGUGCAUCGGCGCUCGCGAUGAAGAUAUCAUAUGGGCAUGACAUCACAGAAGAGGAUGAUCUUUAUGUCUCUUUGGCAAAGAAAGGUAUGUCCAGCUUGAUCAAAGUUGGCGUACACGGGACAUACCUCGUAGACUACCUGCCAUUUUUGAGGCAUAUUCCUAGCUGGUUCCCAGGUGCCGGAUUCAAGAGACAAGCCUAUGAAUGGCGAGCGGAUUUGAAAGCAAUGCGCGAACAACCAUUCGAAAUGGUCAAACGGAGAAUGGAAACAGGGACUGCAAUUCCAUGUGUCACUACACUAGAGCUUGAGAAGUCUCCAGUGAAGGAAAUUGAUGUUUCGAUGAUCCAAUGCAUCGCCGCUAUUUUUUACGCAGCCGGGGCUGAUACAAUGGCAGCCGGAGUGUUGUCGUUCUUCCUCGCCAUGAUGACCCAUCCUGACAUUCAGCGCAAGGCUCAGGCAGAAAUUGACGCUGUCAUCGGCACUGACCGCCUUCCUACGUUCAAAGAUAGGAGCAACCUUCCAUUCGUGAGCUGUCUGCUCUGGGAAUGUCUUCGUUGGAGUCCAAUUGCUCCGAUGGCUGUCCCUCAUGCCCCAAUUCAGGAUGAUGUAUAUGAGGGAUAUUGGAUUCCUAAAGGUACCACGAUUCUCCCGAAUGUCUGGGGUAUGCUUCACGACGAGGAGAAGUAUCCGGAUGCAUUCAAAUUCAUGCCUGAACGUUUCGCAGAUCCGCAGAAGAAUGCUAAAUCAAGAAUAAACGAACCUCCUCAUAUUGCCUUCGGAUUUGGGCGUCGUGUCUGUCCUGGUCGCUGGGUGGCCUUGGACCACCUCUGGAUCACGAUGGCAUCCAUUCUUGCCGUUUUCACCAUUGCGAAGCCUAAGGACCCAGAAGGGAACAUUGUUGAGCAGGAUAUCGACGUCACGAUUGGUUCUGUCAGUCGUCCGAAACCGUUCAAAUGCUCACUCGUCCCUCGCUCAGAGGCAGCCCGCGCACUUAUCAGACAAACGGAAGAGCAACAAAGUUUCAAUUGA
This is a messenger RNA of Heterobasidion irregulare TC 32-1, 1350 nucleotides long. It is a transcript of the gene cpm109, whose product is annotated as cytochrome P450 monooxygenase 109. Gene Ontology annotation, molecular function: heme binding; monooxygenase activity; oxidoreductase activity, acting on paired donors, with incorporation or reduction of molecular oxygen. The transcript is spliced from 10 exons. Lineage: Eukaryota; Fungi; Basidiomycota; Agaricomycetes; Russulales; Bondarzewiaceae. The annotation marks the transcript as partial. The record is from RefSeq and is a predicted model, not a curated record.